AUGAAAUAUUUAUAUGUGGUUAUUGCUAUUUCAUGCGCUUUAUUAACCAAUACGAAUGCUUAUCAAUAUGACUUGGUUGAACCUAUUGAUAAACCUUUUGUGGAAAAUUACGAAUCCAAAGAAUUAAGUUUUUUAACUUUUGGUGAUUGGGGCUUCGCAGGAGUUGAAGUGGGACAGGAGAUAGGAAAUCAAACUAAAGUUGCCAAAGCAAUGACAAAAUGGAGUGGACAAUAUAAUAGUAAUUUUGUCUUAAGCGUUGGCGAUAACUUUUAUAUUAAUUUUGUUGGAGAUCAUGAAGGAGUUUCAAGUAUUUAUGACACAAAAUGGGAUAAAGUCUGGAAGAAUGCAUAUCAAGGAAGAUUAGCCAAGAUUCCUUGGUACAUUGUAGCCGGAAAUCAUGAUUGGUACGGCAAUAUUACAGCUCAGAUUGAUUAUAGCUUGAAUUAUGACUCUCGAUACUUCUUCCCAUCUGCAUAUUUUGUUCGUGAAUCAUAUUUUG
Messenger RNA from Funneliformis mosseae, 499 nucleotides. Lineage: Eukaryota; Fungi; Glomeromycota; Glomeromycetes; Glomerales; Glomeraceae. The record is from the annotation of a GenBank genome assembly.